GGCCCCGUCCGAGGCUUGGGGCGCGCUGCGCAGCCGUCGGUCGCCGCUGCCCGCGCUUGUGUGUCGCUGCAAUUGCCACGGCCGCCGCCGGUUACGCCAGCCCCGCCGCCGCCCGCUCCGAUUCUGCGCACAGGCGGCCCCCAAGCCUGUCAUUCUGCAAAAACACAGUUUACUCAACACGCCGCACACACACUCGCGCGCGCGCGCACACACACACACACACACACACACACACACACACACGCACACAUACACACACACACACAUACGCACACACACACACUCUCUCUCUCUUUCUCGCGCGCGCGCACACAUACACGCACGCACACACGCGCUCACGCGCGCGCGUAGCCCGGGCCCCCCGCGCGCACACGCACGGGAGCGCGCGAGCGAGCAAGACGCGCACACCCGGCGAGCCAAGUUCCGCAGCCUGGCAUGGCUUCUGGGGACCUUUACGAGGUUGAAAGGAUUGUGGACAAGAGGAAGAACAAGAAGGGGAAAUGGGAAUAUCUUAUCCGAUGGAAAGGCUAUGGCAGCACCGAGGACACAUGGGAGCCAGAGCAUCACCUCCUGCACUGUGAGGAGUUUAUUGAUGAGUUCAAUGGGCUGCAUGUGUCCAAGGACAAGAGGGUGAAGUCAGGGAAGCAAGCUGGAGCCUCUAAGCUGCUUCGAGACACCCGCAGCCCCCCAGUGGAGAGACCCUCCCACAGGUCUCUGGAUCCCAGGAAGAGCAAAUCAACUUCCCACAAGCGGAAGCGCAUCAACUCUCCCCUGUCCAGGCCCAAGAAGGGAUCUUCAGGAAAGGCCUCUGGGGCUGCAGACAGGGCUACUAAGACUGUGUCUUAUAGGACUACUCCCAGUGGCUUGCAAAUCAUGCCCCUGAAGAAAGCUCAGAACGGCUUGGAGAACGGAGAUGCUGGCUCCGAGAAGGACGAGUCACACUUUGGAAAUGGGUCCCAUCAAGCAGAUUUGGAUUUGAAUGACCAGGUUGGAGAGCAGGAUGCCAGUGAUUGCGAUGGGACCCACUCUGCGCUGGUGGAGAAUGGAGUUGGCCCUGCUCUGACCAAUGGAGGCCUGAACCUACACAGCCCUGUGAAGAGGAAGCUGGAGACAGAGAAGGACUAUGUCUUUGACAAGAGGCUCAGGUACAGUGUCCGCCAGAAUGAAAGCAACUGUCGGUUCCGUGACAUCGUGGUACGGAAAGAAGAGGGCUUCACACACAUUCUUCUGUCCAGCCAGACUUCAGAUAACAAUGCAUUGACCCCUGAGAUCAUGAAAGAAGUCCGGCGAGCACUGUGCAAUGCGGCCACAGAUGACAGCAAGCUACUGCUGCUCAGUGCAGUGGGCAGUGUGUUCUGCAGUGGCCUGGACUAUUCCUACCUGAUUGGCCGGCUGUCCAGUGACCGGAGAAAGGAAAGCACUCGGAUUGCAGAAGCCAUCAGAGACUUCGUGAAGGCCUUUAUCCAGUUUAAGAAGCCCAUUGUGGUAGCCAUCAAUGGGCCAGCACUGGGCCUGGGAGCAUCCAUUCUACCCCUCUGUGACAUUGUAUGGGCCAGUGAAAAAGCCUGGUUUCAGACACCAUAUGCUACUAUCCGCCUCACACCUGCUGGCUGUUCCUCCUACACCUUCCCCCAGAUCCUGGGUGUGGCACUGGCCAAUGAAAUGCUGUUCUGUGGGCGUAAACUCACUGCCCAGGAGGCGUGCAGCCGGGGCCUGGUGUCUCAGGUCUUCUGGCCCACAACGUUCAGCCAGGAGGUCAUGCUGCGGGUGAAGGAGAUGGCAUCCUGCAGUGCUGUGGUUUUAGAAGAGUCCAAAUGUCUGGUCCGAAGCUUCCUGAAGUCAGUGUUGGAAGAUGUGAAUGAAAAGGAAUGCCUCAUGUUGAAGCAGCUCUGGAGCUCAUCCAAAGGCCUUGACUCCCUGUUCAGCUACCUGCAGGACAAAAUCUAUGAAGUCUGAAGGUCCCCAGCUUCUGAGCCCCAAUGCUCAAGGGUACCUGACUUCCAGCUGGCCCCUUUGUUUCUACCAUAGGAGCCCAGGGUCCACCAUAGCCAAGAGUUUGUCAGGGUGUGUCUUUACACCUAGGGUUGUAUUCAUUCCUUGUGUCCUUUGGUUGUUCCUCAUUGGUUUGAUUUUGUGUAAGGGUGGGAAAUGCAGUACCGUUGGCUUCCCCAUGCCCCUAUCCCAGCCGGCCAUAGAGAUUCCCAGGGUUACAGCUUCCUAGGGCUCUGCCAGGCAUUGCUACCUUUUCCCCACUAGCUGAAAUGCUUCACCACCAUGGUCCAUAAGGGGAAGAUCAACCUCCCCUAUCCUCCUGACUCAGGCAGUGUCUACACAGUGCCUCCAACUUGGGAGAUGAGACCAUCAUGGUUCUCUGAUUAAAUUAUCUGGGACCGGGGACAAUCAUCUUAGGGAAUUCACAGACCAACAAGCACGUGGCUAGCACGAGACUAUGUAGGCCUGUAGGCCCGGCUUCAGUCUCCUCUCCAAUGCAAAUCGGUGUGACUCUUAGGGCUUGGUCUUAAACCCCAACUGAGUGAUUUACAAACCCAGAUAUUGUACAUUUAGAAAUGUUUUGUUAAAUAUAUAUUUUUAAAAAAAUGUAAGUGGAAAUUCUGAUAAUUUAUGUGUAUUAUAUGUAAAGCUAGUUUUGCAAAAACAUGAAUUACUAGGAAAUUUUUUCUUUAUUUGGAUUUAUUUUAUUUAUUUAUUUUUGUUUAUAUAUUAUGAAGUCUAUUGUCCACACAGAUCUUAUUUUCAUACUACCCUGGACCAAAUACUAUUCAAGGUUCACACUGUUUGGUGCACUCUCGCAAUGAGCCAUGUGGAAAGUUCAGAGAUGAGAAUGGAAGGAUUUUUGUGGAAUUAAAAUGAACAGUGCUGUGUCAGAUCCUCUUCAUACCACUCUUACAACAUGAUGCCAGUUCUCUAGUCUAGUCAU
Molecule: messenger RNA, 2938 nt
Organism: Phodopus roborovskii (desert hamster)
Lineage: Eukaryota; Metazoa; Chordata; Mammalia; Rodentia; Cricetidae
Gene: Cdyl2
Product: chromodomain Y like 2
Exons: 7
Coding region: 436-1956 (506 amino acids)
Cellular component (GO): nucleus
Molecular function (GO): transcription corepressor activity
Source: RefSeq, a predicted model, not a curated record